Molecule: messenger RNA, 399 nt
Organism: Mesorhabditis belari
Lineage: Eukaryota; Metazoa; Nematoda; Chromadorea; Rhabditida; Rhabditidae
Source: the annotation of a GenBank genome assembly
AUGCCCGCUUUGCCGGAAGGUAACAUUAAGCAAUGUGACCGACACGCAAGAGAACGCGCUUACAGAAUUCUUGAGAGAGUUGCCGGAAAUGGUGCAGCAAUUCAAACUCCCCAAGCCGUUCAGGCCUCAAUGCUCGACUUGCCUGAAAAAGUGAGGAUCACAAGCCGCUCGCUUUGGAAGCAAUUUGGUGUGGCGGUGAAUGGACUGGUCGAUGUCCAAAGUUUCACGUUUGUCUUCAAGCAAACCCCAAGCAUUAUGCCAGCCAUAAAUGUAUCGAACACGAAAAGAAUGAAAAAUAUCCAACUUGUAUCCUGGGAACGUGCCAAUUUCCGAUUGUUUGCUGUCUGGCUCGAAAUAGAUCAUCCUAUUGUAGUGCUGAUCCGAGUUGCUUUGAUGAAA